Messenger RNA from Protopolystoma xenopodis, 2634 nucleotides. The record is from the annotation of a GenBank genome assembly. Lineage: Eukaryota; Metazoa; Platyhelminthes; Monogenea; Polystomatidea; Polystomatidae.
AUGUGUGCAUGUUCUACUGCCGGAGCUGACUGGUGCCAGUCUGGGGAAGAAGAGGCUGUCGGGACUCAAACCUUCGAUCGAGGCGGACUGUCGUCGUCUGGACGUGAGGCCGAGGCUCGAAGCCCGCCACCGGUGCUUGGCAGUAUUUCGCGUUCGGAGUUCGACAGGCUCUGGCACACAAACGCUGCUUGGUUACGCAUCGGAGGCCACACAAACGGAGCCGGAUUGGGCGAGGCGGACGAAGAAACCUCGUCCGAGUCCAGCCCCGAGGUCUCCUCCUCCUCCCUCUUUUCUCUGAGCGCGGACGCCGCCCCGCCUUGUUUAUCGUCCGACAACUUCUGUCCCCCUCAUCUCGACGACUUGACUAAUCGUCAAGUCCACCAUUCGCCCUCGGCUUCACUCACAUUGGAGACUGGUUGUUGUCGGUCUUGGUUGCCGGGGCAACACGUGCCCGACGACUGGGCAGGCCUGGGCGACAGGGAAACAUCGGAAGCGGAAGAAGCGACGAAUCACGUUUCCAGAUGGACGGACAAUGUGGGCGGUCAGCAACUGCCGAGUCGGGCUCAUGACCAUUCGCGCGCCGGUUUCCUGCCAGUUUAUGCGGUUGCCCCAGACUCUCAACAACAACAACAACAAACGCAUUCUUGUCGAGUUGUUUACUCGACCGGCAGCCCACGACCCAAUUCAGAGACUGUACUCGAGGCAGGCUUGGCGGUCUACGGCGAUUUGUCCGGUCGGCAACAGGCACGACGUAUUUCGUUGCCAAAUCCCGGUGUUCUCGUGCUUCAGUCGAGCGGACAAGCCUUGACGACUCCACCGUCCACAGCGUCGUCAAGCUUGACACGUAAACGAAGCGACCUCCUCGUGGGACCAAUCAGCGCAUCUCGUCUGUCUCCCCUUGCACGCACCACCUCAUCCACAGCCCCAACAACCGCUCAACUAGUCACCGUGCAAAAUGGACUUUUACUUCAACCAGCCAGUCGUCAUCAACAUCAUUAUCAACACGAUGAUCAGUACCACCAGUACCACAAGCAUGACAAACAGCAACAGCAACAACAACAGCAACAGUUGAUCGAAUUGGAGCGUGUCUUGACCGAAGUCGACGAGGUGGCGGCAAGCAUCAAACAGACGCGCAACUGUCGACGUGUCCGCUGGCCGAAAGACGACAGGGGGGAGGAGGUGAAGAAGAGAGGAGAAGCAGAUGAGGUGAGACCGGCCGGGAGGAUGGCCGGUCUCUUCGGACCGCAGCGCUGGAGUCUGGCGUCGAGCAACGCGACCGCCAGUGCCGGCUGCAGCGAGCACGACGUGCCGUUGGCACGCGGUCGAGUCUACACCGAAUUGGCCGAGCGAUUUGAGCGCCAACUCGGCGAAAUACCGGCCGGUCGACGCUCGUCGUUCGAGGCCGUCUACCAUCCUCAGAUGGCGAGUGAAAACCUCGCCUAUGAACUGGCCGAACCAAUCAGGCGACCCGAACGAAUGACCUCCACCGACAGCCUCGACAUCCCCGUCGCCGUCGCCGUCGCCGUCGCCGUUGGCUCGACGAGCUCGCCCAUUCAGCGAUUGGACGCAAGGGCGGCUCGACGAUCGCCGAGUCCUUGCUCCACUCUGCGCCAAUUAGAAGCGGCCGCAGAGGCGACUCGAACCCGCCAUUUCGCCUCUCGCUCCACCCUCUCUUCACUCACCUCGCUCGGCAGCCUCGCGACCACACAGCCUCCGCUACCGGUACCGCUACCGCUGCCGCUACCGGUAGCCGUUUUGAGCCGUUCCGAGGCCGGCCUCUCGUCGAGACGAGCCUCGACGCCCACCCCUCUCGUCCAUGCGCCCCCCCUCUGUCGUCCCUUUUCGUUCGCCUCCCCCACCUCGGGCAUUUCGGUCAAUUCGGCCAAUUGGCAACAUUCCGACAAUUCGGCCGCUUCCACCAGCUCGGUCACUUCGGCGCCGUCCACCCUCAGCGGCGGCGCUGACCAUCCGCCUCGAGACACACCCGCCUCCCUCUGGCCCCAUCUACCGCCCUCCAGUCGCACGAUCGGCGUCGCCUCGUCGCCUCGUCGCCCCCCCUCCUCGCAGCAGACAGCUCCGCUCUCCAUUCUCCCAAUCCGCCCGUCCAGCGGUUCUCCAACUGAAGCAAUCAGCCUCGACGCCACCAGCAACAUCAACUCCGCCACCGCCACCGGCACCGAUUGUUGCAGUUGCAAUUGCAGUUGCAGUUGCAGUUUCGCUUGCGCUUGUGGGCGCGCUGCUUCAUCGCAGGCCGUCUCGCUCCAGCCGGGGACAGGUUGUGGGACUUGCUGUCGUCUGAUUGGUCCAGCCAGGUCGGCCAUUUGCCCGGCCUAUCGUAGUCACAGCCAAUCAGACGUCAGUAGACUGAUCGCCCUGACGGAGGCGGCAGACAGACGAGCACCGCAUGUCCGAGUGUCGACUGUCGAGACUGGUGCAGUCGUCACGGCCAGUUGGUGGGCGCAACGGCAGCAUCGAUCUCGCUUUUCGCGUAACACACGCCCGACUGGCACAGGCGUGGAGAUUGACGCCUCGUCGACCGGCAGAACACCGCCUCCGGCUCCAGUUGACCCCGUCACUGACCGGCCUCGCGCUCCCACUCGAGCCCGGCCCCACCGGCCCCACCUGCCCCACCGG